Messenger RNA from Symsagittifera roscoffensis, 1803 nucleotides. Its product is annotated as Golgi pH regulator-like. The coding region runs from base 170 to 1558 and encodes 462 amino acids. The record is from RefSeq and is a predicted model, not a curated record. Lineage: Eukaryota; Metazoa; Xenacoelomorpha; Acoela; Convolutidae. Gene Ontology annotation, cellular component: membrane. The transcript has a single exon.
UCGAAGCACCGGAGGUGCGUUACACGAUAGUUAGCUUUUAAUGUGCUUUAUUUUGUAGCGUAAUUGGUGCAAAGUUCAGCUUCGCCUCUGUGUUUAAUUUUCAACUGUCUGUUUCCUAUGUUUUUAACAUUAAGUCAGCAAUUGUUUUGUAGUUUUUCCAGAUUUUAUAAUGGGCUGGAUGUCAGACGGUAUUGUGAUUUUGUGCACGGAGCUUAUCUUCUUUAUUUUUGGCUGGGUCUACAGUAUGCGCAAAUUCUUCCGUGACUAUGAAAUUCAUUAUUUGUCUAUUCAGCUGGUUUUUGCCACAGUGUUUACUCUUUCUUGCACAUUGCUGGAGUUGAUCAUUUUCGAAAUUCUUGGUUGGCUGGAGCAAAACUCACGUUAUUUUCAUUGGAACUUGCAUUUGUAUUUAAUGCUUUUCUUGUUGAUUGUCCUAGUACCUCUCUACUUGUGCUAUUAUAUUUGCCAAAAUUUUUGCUUCAAGGGAUGUAGCAGGAGCUUAAUCAGGGCAGGUGCUUUGAUGCUUUGGUUUGGUUUUCUCUAUGGUUUUUGGAAACUCGGAGAUCCAUUCCCAAUCAUCUCAUCUGAGUUUAGACUGUUUUCAAUCGAACAGGGUGUUAGCCGAAUUGGAAUUAUUGGAGUGACAGUUAUGGCCAUUCUUUCUGGUUUUGGAGCUGUGAACUAUCCAUACACAUCUAUGGCAAUAUUUAUGAGAUAUGUUUCUGAAAGCGAUAUCAAAGCGGCCGAACGUCGCCUCCUACAGAGCUUAGACUCAACUCUGACGAAGAAGAAGCGAAUUCUACUAGCUCAUCAAGAAAUGAAGCCGAUGUUAAUCGGGACUAGUCCAACUCAGUCAAAUAAAUUUUGGAGGUUUUUCAACGGAAGUCCAACCCAUAACUCCACAGCUCACAACGACCAUCUGAUGUCGACUGAAAAUUUGAAAACAUUGAAAAAGGAAGCGACUGCUUCUGAAGAGUUGAAUAAACAAUUAUUUCUGGAAGUAGUUGAUCUACAUGCAGUGAAAGAACGAAUAGAGUUCAGUAAGACAUUCCAGGGAAAAUACUUUAAUUGUCUCGGCUAUAUUUUCUCGCUUUACUGCAUGUGGAAAAUUUUUAUCUGUACUGUGAACAUUUUGUUCAACCGAGUAGGCAAAGUAGAUCCCAUUACACGAGGGUUUGACAUUCUAGCACAUUAUUUGGGUUUCGAUCUGGACGUUCGGUUCUGGUCGCAGCAGGUUUCAUUCUUUGUAGUCGGUAUUCUGGUUAUCACUUCGAUUCGCGGUCUUCUACUGACGCUGACGAAGAUUUUCUACGCGGUCUCUAGCAGCAAAAGCUCAGACGUAAUAAUGCUGCUGUUGUCGGAAAUCAUUGGAAUGUAUUUCAUAUCAAUGGUUCUGCUGAUGAGAAUGAAUGUGCCCGAACAGUACAGACUGAUAAUAACUGAAGUGUUGGGUAAAUUGCAAUUCAAUUUUUAUCAUAGAUGGUUUGAUGUCAUUUUCCUAGUUAGUGCUUUAUCUACUAUAGGUUUAUUGUAUAUUGUGAGGCAAAACGCACCCUAGUUAUUUACAGAUGUAUUCCUUAGCUUGUGAAAUUUUAAUAUAUUGCAAUUGAGUUUUAUCCUGUUCUAUUUUUAAUGCACCACAAAUAGUGUUAUUUUGCUCCAAACUUUAACUCGCAUAUUUCUUUGCUAAGUAUUUCUGACCUAAAUGAAGGCUGUGAGAAUUAAAUGCUGUGAAAAGUCAAGUAGGUUGUAGCCAAUAUAGUGCGCGGUAUUGUGAACAUCGAGAAGGAUCCAGUUCUGUUU